GCUCACUUCGUUCAAGUUCUCUCUUUCUCUCUCCCCCCAGAAUACACUCAAAACCAAAUGCAAAUCCUUGUUAUCAUCGCCUGAAACCUACUUGCAGCGGUGAUCGGAAAUAGAACGCCAGAAAUCACAUACAACUGUAAAAAUGACAGUAUUCAGUGUUAGUCAUAAUUAUCACAAUGGUGGAGGAAAGAAACAACAAGUAGUCCCAGUUGAUUAUGAAUCUGAGGUUUCACAGAGAUUGAUUGAUGCUAUACAUAGUGAGCAUGAUAGGAAUGAUGUGAAGUUAGUCUGUGAUAUGAUUAGUGAUCCCUGUGUAGAUAUUAACUUCAUUGGUGGUGUUUAUUUGAAAACAAGAAAGACUGAAGUUAUUUUGAAAGAUGAGAUUAGCAAUGAAGUGAAGAUUGAGUAUCAAGAGUUUAAGUCUGAUGUUACUGCUCUGUUUCUUGCUUCUCAUUCUGGAAAUCUCACUCUCGUUCGUAAAUUACUGAGUGCUGGAGCAGAUGUUAAUCAACAACUAUUUAGAGGGUUCGCGACAACGGCAGCAGUUAGGGAGGGCCACCUUGAGAUACUGGAGAUCUUACUUAAGGCUGGAGCAUCACAGCUGGCUUGUGAAGAGGCAUUGUUGGAGGCGAGUUACCAUGGGUGGCCAAGGCUCACUGAGCUCCUUAUGGGUUCCGACAUGAUCAGAUCCCAUGUUGCAGUUCAUGCACUUGUUACUGCGUGUAGCAGAGGGUUCGUGGAUGUCGUAGACAAGUUGACGAAGUCUGGGGUUGAUCCUAAUUCAACUGAUCGUGUGCUGCUCCAAUCUUCUGUGCCUUCCUUGCAUACGAAUGCUGACUGCACAGCUCUUGUUGCGGCAGUUGUCAGCAGACAGGCCACAGUUGUCCGCCAAUUACUACAGGUUGGAGUUAAAACAGACAGCAAGGUUAAACUUGGAGCUUGGUCAUGGGAUACAAAUGCUGUGGAAGAGUUAAAGGUUGGUGCAGGGCUAGCAGAACCUUACCCCAUUACCUGGUGUGCUGUAGAGUAUUAUGAAGCUAGUGGUUCCAUCUUGCGUCUGCUUCUUAAAAACCACUCGCCCGACACCCAGCACUAUGGGAGAACCCUCCUUCACCAUGCCAUCCUAUGUAACAAUGCUAAAGCCCUUGAUUUACUUCUGAAGUUUGGGGCUGACAUAGAAUGCAUAGUGAAAACCACUCGUAAAGCUUCAUUCCAUCCAAUACACAUGGCUGCCCGACUUGGAUUUAAGAGAAUCGUUCAAUGCCUGGUUGAUGCUGGCUGCCAUCUCAACUCUCUAACAGACUCUGGAGAUACAGCUUUAAUGAUCUCAACCAGAGGUAAACACGAGGAAUGUCUCAGAGUACUUGGAUCUACUGGAGCAGAUUUUGGUUUAGUCAAUAAUGCUGGUCAGUCUGCAAGCUCAAUUGCUGCAUCAAGCCGCUGGAGCCUGAGUUUUCAACGUGUUUUGUUGGACAUAAUCCGAUCGGGGAAGACUAUUAAAACAAGCAAUCACUCAAUCUUCUCCCCAUUAAUGUUUGUUGCUCUUGCUGGUGAUGUUGACACCCUGAAAAUACUGAUAGCCCAAUCAGAUACAGAUAUUGAUUAUCAAGACAAUAGUGGUCAGUCAGCCUUGAUGGCUACAGCAAAGGAAGGCCACGUGGAAGCCUUCCGCUUGCUUGUUUAUGCAGGAGCAGAUGUAAAGUUGAGAAACAAAUCUGGCGAGACAGCAAUUGGCUUAUCAGAACGAAACCAUAAUUGCGAUCUCUUUGAGAAGGUAUUACUUGAAUACGCACUUGAAAAGGGUAACCAUGGAGCAAGAGGGUUCUACGUGCUUCAUUGUGCAGCCCGUCGUGGCGACUUAGCUGCAGUUCGUCUCUUAACAAAUAGAGGCUAUGAUGUCAAUCUCCCGGAUGCAGAAGAUUAUACCCCAAUCAUGUUGGCAGCAAGAGAAGGACAUGGAAGCAUGUGUGAGCUACUAAUCUCAUGUGGUGCCAGAUGUGAUCUCAAGACAGCAAGAGGAGAAACUGCCCUUUCACUCGCAAGAAAGAAUGGUGCUGGAAGUGAAGCAGAAAUGGUAAUAUUAGACCAACUCUCCCGUGUUCUUGUUUUGAAUGGUGCUCGUAUACGGAAACACACAAAAGGUGGAAAAGGUGCACCACAUGGGAAGACGAUGAAGAUGAUUGCUGCGGCAGGAAUCUUGUGUUGGGGGAAAUCCAGCAGAAGGAAUGUACUAUGCAGGGAUGCAGUUAUCGGGUGUAGCCCUGUGUUUAGGAAGAACAGAGAGAGGAAAGGUUACGAUGGUAAUGAGAAAGGAGUAUUUAGGAUUAUGACCACAAAGAACAAGGAUUUUCAUUUUGUGUGUGAAAGUGCAGUCGAGGCUGAGUUGUGGGUAAGAGGUAUUAAACUUGUGACUAGGGAAGCUAUCUUUGGCAAGAAACAAAGUGAGACUGAAAGGUGAAGAGUUAUGUAAGUGGUUUACUGUAAAGAAUGUUCGGUGGCAAAGUACUUCAUCUCGAAGUACUAUGGUUAAUACCGUUUUUGUUUUUUGUUUUUUUUAUCUAGAUUAUGUAAAUGUUUCUUGUCCUCAAUCUUGUAACCUUAGAAUGUUUUUCUAUUGAAAGGGAAACAUUAUGAAAUAUCCCUGUAGUUGAUUUCUCA
This is a messenger RNA of Papaver somniferum (opium poppy), 2658 nucleotides long. Its product is annotated as ankyrin-3-like. The transcript has 4 exons. The record is from RefSeq and is a predicted model, not a curated record. Gene Ontology annotation, molecular function: protein binding. The coding region runs from base 143 to 2458 and encodes 771 amino acids. Lineage: Eukaryota; Viridiplantae; Streptophyta; Magnoliopsida; Ranunculales; Papaveraceae.